AUGCCCUCUGAAUGGUUGGAUAAUUCAAUUGCUAAUGAACAUAUUAAAUUUUAUGACAAAUCGAAUUUCAAAAAUAAGCAGUUCAUAGGAAGAGGUUCAUAUGGAACCGUUUAUCGAAUUAACUGGAAAAAUAAACAUAUUUUCGCUUUGAAAACUUUUAAUAAUGAUCAAGAAGCCACUAAAGAAGUUGUGAAAGAGUUGAAGCUACACCGAAAAGUUAAUAAUCAUAAAAACAUUAUUCAAUUAUAUGGUGUCACAAUGUUAGAACCAAGUGAGCAUUAG
This is a messenger RNA of Funneliformis caledonium, 282 nucleotides long. Lineage: Eukaryota; Fungi; Glomeromycota; Glomeromycetes; Glomerales; Glomeraceae. The record is from the annotation of a GenBank genome assembly.